Molecule: messenger RNA, 1869 nt
Organism: Besnoitia besnoiti
Lineage: Eukaryota; Apicomplexa; Conoidasida; Eucoccidiorida; Sarcocystidae
Product: NADPH-glutathione reductase
Exons: 8
Coding region: 1-1869 (622 amino acids)
Biological process (GO): cellular response to oxidative stress; cell redox homeostasis; glutathione metabolic process
Cellular component (GO): mitochondrion; cytosol
Molecular function (GO): glutathione-disulfide reductase (NADPH) activity; flavin adenine dinucleotide binding
Source: RefSeq, a predicted model, not a curated record
AUGGGUGCCACGGCGGUUGCGUACGCUGCAGCUCUGCUGUGGCUUGCUCCGUACCACAUCAUCAGAGCUGUCACAACUGGUUCCUCCAGUGGAUGCUUGUCGAAUGCAUUCGCCUCGGAGUGUGCGACAGACCUACAGCUUGAAGACGCCUCCACAAAAACAUUCGCCGAGUCUCCCGAGGAGAAUGUGGGCGCGGACCUCGAAGCAGGCAUACCCGCGCGCCUCCAUGAGCUAUUUCUUUUGGAUCGUGCAGCACAUUUUGAUCUGGUCGUGAUCGGAGGUGGCAGCGGCGGCAUCGCGUGUGCGCGGCGGGCUGCCAGCUAUGGCGCCUCUGUGGCGAUUGUGGAGAAGGCGACCAUCGGCGGAACAUGCGUGAACCUGGGAUGCAUGCCAAAAAAGGUCAUGUGGCUGGCUGCUAACCUCGGAGAUGCGUUGGACGCGAUGCCUCAUUAUGGUUUUUCGUUUCCUGGUUCUUCACUCGAUGCACAAGUCGACGCACUGGCAUCUGAGGUGCCUCGGAACGCGUCGCGGGGCGGCGUUGCAUUUUCGUGGGAGAAACUACGAGAGAGUCGAGAUGCGUACGUAUCGCGGCUGCGGAAUACGUUUGAGAAGCUGCUCCAAGAGGCGAAUAUCAAGGUGUUCCGCGGGACUGGCAAGUUGGAGGCUGACGUCGAGUUACCAAAAACAUCCCAGGCACGCAGAGCCCGCGAGCGGGACCAGCGUCACACAGUGCUGAUUGAAGACCACCGUGGAGGUGUCACGCGAGUGACUGCCGCUCAUGUCCUUAUCGCGACAGGCACAAGGCGUCAAAUCCUCAAUGUCCCGGGGGCGGAAUUCGCGAUCAGCAGUGACGGCUUCUUCCGCAUUGAGCACCUGCCACGACGUGUAGCGGUUGUUGGCAGCGGCUACGUGAGUGCGGAGCUGGCUGGGAUCCUGCGGCGUCUGGGAGUCGAAGUCUACGUCUUUAUGCGAGGCCACAGACAACUGAAGAGCUUCGACAAGGAAACGGUUGAGAGACUCGAAAAGAUACAGAUCGAGUCUGGAAUCCGCAUAUACAAAGGCGUCAACGUGGUAGAAAUUUCACUAGCCAAGGCGGACGGGACGAACAUUUUGCCGGCUUACACGUUUGAACGCCAGAAUGAGGGGCGAGAAUCUCUCGGCGAGGCAUGUCUAACAGUGCAUCUGGACAACGGAGAUGCGCACUACGGAUUCGACCAAGUUAUCAUGGCUGUCAGCCCCGCUCCAUCAGUAGAGGGUAUUGGGCUGGAGGAGGCGCGGGUCAAGGUCGACGUGAAUACCGGGGGCUUCAUUGUCGUCGACAAGUUCCAGAAUACCAGUGUUCCUGGAGUCUACGCCGUAGGAGAUGUCACGGGAAAGGCCAUGUUGGCUCCUGCGGCUGUGGCCGCCGGUCGUCUUCUUGCGGACCGACUUUUUGGAGGAAACAGAGACGCCCAUCAUGAUCUGCCAUUCGUCCCAACAGUCCUUUUCUCUCAGCCUGCACUAGCUGCAGUCGGCUUGACAGAGGAAGAAGCAAAAGCACGCUACGGGGAAGAGAACAUCAAUGUAUACAAGUCCACCUUUGUGGAUUCCUUCUACGCGGCGUGGAGUAUUCCUGCGUCAGAGAAGCCCAGGUCUUUUGUCAAGAUGGUAUGCCUGAAGACGGCAGGCGACAAAGUUCUGGGUCUGCAUCUCCUUGGGCGCGGUGCGGAAGAAAUACUCCAGGGUUUUGCACUAGCAAUAAAACUGGGAGCAACGAAGGAAGACUUCAACAGCUGCUUAGCCAUCCAUCCAACUGCUGCAGAGGAGGUCGUGACCUUGCCCGAUGAGAAGAAGACGCGGACAGUGGCGCCGAAGGAUUCUAGGCUAUGA